AUCAUCUCUAUGACGGGUCACGUUGUCGGAGGGGGGCUGUUGGUGUGAAAGCACUGAGCUCCCUGCUGACGAGUCAGUCUGCCCGCACUUACAUUAAAUAUUAGUCAAAGAGUUGACGGGAAAGAGAAAGCAGCUGGAGAACAGCCGGUGAGAAGAAAAGCACGCGCUCGGCUGGAUCGUUACGUCGGUACCGAAAUCUAAUCGCACGAGCUGGAUUCGCUCGCGGAGCUCCUCGGCUUCACAGCGCUCCGGAGUCCGCAGACCAAAUGGAGAAUAAAUAGUUGUUGUCAUCAGUUUGGAUCCAUCUGAAGUCAUGGAUGAAAGUUGGAAAAACUGUUUCGAAGAGGAGCUUCUGUGUCCCAUCUGCCUAAAUGUUUUCGAUGAACCCAUCCAGCUGCCAUGCAAGCACAACUUCUGCAAGAGUUGCAUCUCCGAGGCAUGGGCCAAAGACACCGCAGGGGUCCGCUGUCCCGAGUGCAACCACGAGUACGACCAGAAACCAGCGCUGGAGAAGAACUUCAAGCUGGCUAACAUAGUGAAGCAGUUUAACGCGUUGAACUCUGAGAAAGUCCCCACCGUGCUGCACUGUGUCCUCUGCAGACGAGGCCCACCGCUGCCUGUGAGGAAGGUCUGUCUGCGCUGUAAGGAGCCCUGCUGCCAAACGCACAUCCAGACUCACCUGCAGCAGCCAUGUGCCGCUCCGGGACACCUGUUAGUGGACGCUGAGGAGCUGAGCGCUUGGACCUGUCCCAGUCAUGAGGAGUACAGGCUGCUCCACUGUGAGGAGGAGCAGGUGGCUCUGUGUCCGUUCUGCUGCAUCUCUCACUGCACUAACCAAAGACACACAGUCUGCGAUGUGGACACGCAGCGCAUACAAAUGCAGGCCAUGCUAAUGAGGCAGCAGGACAGACUGGAGGGUCGUGUUCAGAACAUCGAUGAGCAGCUAACCAAGCUGGAGUCAGACAAGACGCUGAUGAAGGACGCAGUGUCUGAACUGAAGGAGCGUGUCAGAGCUCAGUAUCAGAGGAUGCAUGCGCUGCUAGAAGCGAACCAGGCCGAAACGGUGCAUAUGUUGGAGAGCACUUUCACUGCAUACGUGAGGAAGAACUCCCAACAGGUCCUGCAGCUCAACGAGAGGCGCCAUGAGGCAGAGAAGCUCCUGAGCUCAGUACAAACGUUAUUCCAAAGAGCGGACAGCGUCAACUUCAUGAAGAACACAAAACCUUACCAGCUGCUAAUGGACCGGUCAAACUCUCAACUGACUAGUGCCAUCCCUCCUCUAAGAGUGGGUCAACUUAACUCUCAUCAUUUACUAUCCGAACUCUCAACAAGGGAAAAGAACCUGCGUAAAGUGUUGGAAGAACCGUUAAAUGAGGCGUCCAUUCUAGAGCUCGUCCCGUCUCACAGCAGUUCUGCCAGCUCCCACAUGGGAACAAGUUCAGGACUCCAGAAGAGGAAAUACAGCAUGGCUUUCCUGGAGAGUAACUCAUCAAACGCCGCCUCCCAGGAUCCGCCACCGUUACUCUACAGCAGCAAGAAACCCUUCCUGACUGAGCAGAGCCAUCGAGUGUCAUCCAUGUACUCCACUGAAGGCCUCCAACAGAAUCCUCACUCCGGCCCUGGACACAGCAGACUCCUUGACUCUUCAGCUCAUCACAUGGUUGGUCUAGGGUCCAGCUCUAGCCACCACUCAGGGACCAUAUUCCCCCCCUCGCAUUUUCCAAGUGGAGCUGCCUCGCAACAAGCCAUGUAUGAAGGCAGGAAAGUACUCAUGUGCACUCUGAAUAACUGCUGCUGCUCCAGGACCCCUGCUGCUGCUCGUGCCCGGCCUCCGUACUCAUCGGCGGACACCUUCCCCUCCAUGACCUCUCAGGAGUUUCCUCCUCAUGCACCGCUACCUGCUAGCCAGCCCCUGCAGCAUUUCCCCAUGAGGGGGCUGAUGGAGGCCUCGCAGACAGCCAGGCAUCCUGACUUCUACGGGCUGUACGGCCAGCCUUCAAACAAGCAUUACGGGACCAAGUAAUAAACCAGAAUCACCAUUUGUUCUGCUACAUUAAAUCAGAAUUCGCAUUAGGAUUUCCAUGAUUGCUUUCCGUUUUAGUCCAGAGGUACAGUAUGUUGUUGAUUCUCCAACGCGCCUGUAUGAUAAUGUUGAUUUGACAUGUAUCUGACCACAUAAACCAUGCUGUUAACCUCCUGAAUCACAGGGACAGACGUAAUGCUCUUAUUUGUAUCUACAUUUAUUUUCUGUUUCAACUCAACUGGAAGUGCUAAUGUGAAUCAUGUAGUCUUAAAUCCAUUCAAGCAGAGAACUAAAGAACCAACAUAUCUUCAUCAUGGGUCCUUGUUGGUGGGACUCCAGAGACUUCAGUGCCUAAACAGACUGUUAACACUCUCUUAUAUUACUUGCAAGUUCCUGGCUCUUGAUUGUUUCCUGUUUGCGGCUGAAAGCAUGCAGGGAGCCUCUCCAUGCACUCCAAAAGUCCACGUGGCUUUAGAAACACACUGGACUACAAGCGCUUGUCAGGUUUUUCAUGAAUUUUUAUACAAGAUUAUGAAUAAACCAAAACCAGUGGAAAAUAAUGAAUAAAACAGCAUAUUAAUUUACCUUUUGUUGUACUUUAAGAAUGGGUUUACACAUUGAAUGUCAUGUUGUGGGUGUGGCUGUUGAAACAUAGACGUAGUCUCAGUGACGUCACCCAUGGGUGUCUGAAGAGGCCCAAUGGUGCCAGUAUGUUGGAGGGAGGAAAGGCGAGCCCUUCUUUUGUCUUUGGCUCAGAUUAUUUUGUACUUUAGGGACGUCAGAGUACCUCUGCCUUUCUACACAGCUCUGCCUUUCACAUGAAAAAUAAAAACGUAUGGAAAGCA
Notolabrus celidotus (New Zealand spotty) is the source of this 2868-nucleotide messenger RNA. It is a transcript of the gene trim8a, whose product is annotated as tripartite motif containing 8a. The transcript has 7 exons. NCBI's taxonomy places the organism in Eukaryota, Metazoa, Chordata, Actinopteri, Labriformes, Labridae. The coding region runs from base 314 to 2023 and encodes 569 amino acids. The record is from RefSeq and is a predicted model, not a curated record.